Messenger RNA from Thunnus maccoyii (southern bluefin tuna), 2617 nucleotides. Its product is annotated as E3 ubiquitin-protein ligase TRIM7. The transcript has 18 exons. The record is from RefSeq and is a predicted model, not a curated record. Lineage: Eukaryota; Metazoa; Chordata; Actinopteri; Scombriformes; Scombridae. Gene Ontology annotation, molecular function: zinc ion binding; protein binding. The coding region runs from base 557 to 2398 and encodes 613 amino acids.
CACAGGCAGAGUAGAGGCGGGUCUUCGCAAAAUACCAUGGGGAAAAAUAUAGCGUUGGUGCACGAGCCACUUUAUACUUGAAGGAGCCAUGACAAAGCCCAAGAUAAGAAGCUGCCAUGAUUAUGGAGCAAGCAACAGUGCCAGUCGGAAAACAUGUGUGAGCUAUUAUGUUUGCCUCCUGAAAAAAAAGAAUUUUAAAGAAAAUGAGAAGGCAGUGAGGACAAGCAACUGGGGUCAGAAGAAACGGUGCCGGAGUUUUGGGCUCAGCCCAUAUGGCGGUGAGCAAGCUUACUGCCUUGGGCUAUAACCCGAUUUUGUUCAUUGGAAAGAAGAAGAAGAGGGUGAAUACAAUGACCACUGAGACGAUCACCUACAUGUGCCCUGGAGGGGAAGGGCCCAUGAAAACCUAUUUAGAAAAAAUGAGCAGGCUUUACAAGUACAUUGUUAAAAACUCUGAGGAGGAGACCUAUGCCCUUACCCUCAUUCCUGUUCCCUCAUCUCCAAGCACCCAUCAACCCAUCUCACCAUCUCCUGCUCAACAAAACAUGAACAAAAGAUGUCCUUACAUGGUAGUUUUCUGUCUGAUGUGCAGUUCCAGUGCUCGAUCUGUUUGGAUGUGUUCACUAACCCUUCGUCCACACCAUGCGGCCACAGCUUCUGCAUGGCCUGCAUCAGCAGAUACUGGGAUGGAUCUAAGGUUUGCCAGUGUCCUCUGUGUAAGAAGACCUUCCAUAAGCGGCCAGACCUCCAGAUCAACAGGACGCUGCGAGAGAUCACUGAGCAGUUCAAAUCGAUGACAGGAGGAGGAGGAGGAGGAGGAGGAGGAGUAGGGAGGGAGAAGAGAGGAGGGAAAGGAGGAGGAAGAGACGGAUGCGUACAGGAUAAUUUAUUUGAUGAAUUGCGGAAGAAGCUGCCACGACCUCUACCAAAGACACCCAUGGCACUGACCUAUGAGGCUCAAACCCAUGGUGAGCCCAACCCGACAUUGUUGUCACCAGCAACCAUUCCCGUCACCACCUCGCUGGCUUCUUCGUUACCAAACAACAGUCCGAUCUCGGCCUUGAACCACACCUCCAGACCUCCUCCGCCACCUCCCCCUGUCUCCCGCUCCAGCGGUCGGAGAAGGUUCACUAUGAGUGGGGCUGCGAAUAGCAACAACCUCCCUAUCUGUGACAUCCACCACAGGGGAAUAAUGAUUUACUGUAGGACAGACAAAGUAUGUAUAUGUCCUGAUUGUGAGACCGAGGACCACCCGGAUCAUGACACAGUGACUAUUGAAGCUGAAUGGAUGGAAACCAAGGUUCAGCUGAGUGCGUCGGAGCAGGAGAUCCAGGAGAUGAUCAGACAAAGAAUCAGAAAGAUUGAAGAGAUCAGAAUGUCAGUGAAUGAACUGGAGUUGGCGGUGGAGCGAGAGACAGCGGGCAGCGUAUGUGUGUUCUCAGCACUGGUGUCUGCCAUUGAGCGCUCCCAGGCAGAGCUGAUGGAGGUGCUGGAGAUGAGCCGGAGGGCGGCCGAGCACCAGGCUGAUGCCAUGAUACGGCAGCUGGAGCUGGAGGUCGAAGAACUGCGGAGGAGAGAAAGCGUGCUUGCCCAGCUUGCCCAAUCAGACGAUCACAUACACUGUGUCAAGACCUUCCCCAUCCUCUCCAGUCCUCCACCUGCCAAAGACUGGUCUGGAGUGUCGGUGAACUCUGACCUGGGAACAGGGACCAUCUACAGAUCGCUGGCAGUUCUGGUGGAAAGGUUCCAGAAAGAGCUGAAUAGUAUUGCAGAGACAGGUUUUCCUGCCACCUUACUGGAACCCAGUCCGGUCCGAACACAGCCCAGGAUGAGGAGGAUACAGGAGUAUGCAGUGGAUGUAACUCUGGACUCCAAUACUGCCCAUCCCAGAUUGAUUCUGUCAGAGGACAUGAAGAGUGUGAGGUGUGCAGAUCGACACCAGCUGGUUCCAGACAACACAGAGAGGUUUGACAGAGUUGUCUGUGUCCUGGGGAGGGAGGCAAUUUCCUCUGGGAGACACUACUGGGAGGUGCAGGUGGGCGGGAAGACAGACUGGGAUCUGGGGGUAGCCAGGCAAUCAAUCAACAGGAAGGGGAAGUUUGAAAUUACCCCAAGCAACGGAUACUGGUUCCUCAGCCUGAGAGACAAGAACAAGUACGCCUUUCGCACUGAACCCUCCACAGACGUCCAUUUGAACCUCCGACCCCAUAAGAUUGGGAUAUUUGUUGACUUUGAGAAAGGACAGGUGUCUUUCUACAACGUUGACGCUAAAAUGCACAUCUACACCUUCAAUGACACGUUCACUGAAUGCAUCUACCCGUUCUUCAGCCCCUGUACGAAUAAAUCUGGAAAGAACGACGGGCCACUGGUUAUCACACCAGUUAACAUGACAGAGUGACCGAACACCUGAAAGUUAUUUGUUUUUAUGACAUGUUUCUUCUUCUCUCUUACUGUACCUACUUGUAAUUGCUCUGUAUUAAGGUUCCUGGUCAUUUUUUUGCUAUGUGCUUUAUAAAUAUUCAUUGUUGGGUUCUCACAACGUUCUGUUCUGUUUUAAACAAUGUAUUUUAUAUGAUUUGCUGAUCUUUUAUUAAAACAAUCACAUUUUCUGAUAAGA